Molecule: messenger RNA, 3531 nt
Organism: Orbilia oligospora ATCC 24927
Lineage: Eukaryota; Fungi; Ascomycota; Orbiliomycetes; Orbiliales; Orbiliaceae
Exons: 1
Coding region: 1-3531 (1176 amino acids)
Source: RefSeq, a predicted model, not a curated record
AUGUCGAACGCGAACGCUUCUCCAAGGCAUCUGGUUUUGAACCACGCCCGCCGACUCAUUGCGGCGAAACAACAAUCGGAAUCUUCAGCAACAGGUAUCAUAUCCGAAGGCUACCAGUUCCCCGCUCUCGAUCCUGGACAGGUUCAAAUCUAUUCAUUUUUUGAACCAAGAUUACAAGCCGGUGUAUACACGAUUCUUGCAACCCAGGAUAUUUCUGCGACUGUGAAUCCACCCACCGAUCCUAUACCCCAAAUUCAGAAUACCCAGACAUUUGAGGUCGUUAGCCCUUGUUACCAUAUACCAAGUAACGCUAUCUGUUCAACAUUUCCACCACAAGGCUACGGCGCUGAAGUCGAAACCUUACCUCAUGUUGUUCUCAAAGACCCUCACCUGCCAUGGGAGCGGGCGGCCAGCGCAAAAAACUCGUCUGAGAAAAAUAGAGUGCCAUGGUUGGCCUUAUUAUUAUUCACAGACGACGAGCUUCGUCUGGAUCCGAGUGACCUAGCUGGGGGGUCGGGCUCGAUAUUUGACGGCAUUACGACAACCCCAGGGGUAAAAUUACCUCUGAAACAAAGCCCUACGCUUUCUGUUAGCCUCCCACUUCCAGCAAUGGGGACUAUCGAGAAAAAUAGUGUCACUACGCCCAUCAACCCGAAGGAUACCAACACAGAAGACCAAACGAAGGCUAUGGACGUUAUCUUCUUAAAGCCGGCGCUUUUCAAUGAACUCUUCAGGGAGUAUGAUAAAACUGGUACUGCCACAGAGACAGAGAAGCAAACAACUUGCGAUGUUUCAAGAUACAAAUAUCUUUCACAUGUUCGGCUAAUCAAUACUGAGGGAAUGGCGGAAGCAAGCAGUCAAGGCGAGAGCAGCGGUCUCUAUAGUAUUGUUGUUUGCCAUCGAACUGGGCCAUUGACUAAUACUCAGCCAGUUCCUGUCUACGCCCAUCUCGUAUCCAUCGAGGGGGUAGAGGCUAUUCCAUAUCCAGUUGCUGACUCCAGUAGCUCCAGAUUUGUAGCGCUGGCAUCAUUAUACAGCUGGAGCUACUCCUGCCUGCCUGCGGAUAGCUUUAACUUGUAUACAGCAAUGAGACACCUUGGAGACACUAUGCAGAUGCUGAGAGCUCCUGACAACUUAUUGGCUUCGAUGGAAGUGUUGACCGCUCCAGCCGCUGCAUCUUCUGUAGCUGCCCGAUUGAGAGACGGCUACACACUUUGUAGGUAUAGGGUGCAAACCGGAGAGGUUACAACUGCAAUCAUGCGCGGUGCCCUGUCACCCACCGUCGUUCCACGAAAAGGUUCGCCAACGUACCAAAUACAGUCGAACUCGGGGACAAGCUUCCAGGUCUUUGACCGUUGCACAGGCCUCAUUGAUAUAACGUAUUCUGCAGCCUGGCAGUUAGGCAAAACACUAGCUCUCGCAGACCAAGCAUUUUGCGGCGCCUUGUCAAGAUUGCGCAGCACGGUAGAGAAAAUUGCUUUGGACAAGGCGAAAGCGGAUGAGUUGAUUAAGUACAAGGCGUAUUUGACUCGAGAAAAGGCAAUUGAGGCCCUGUUGCCUUUAAUUGAAGGGUUGAAUAAUCUAUCACAGCCUCCUGCUAAGAGCGCUGACCCUAGAGGUCCUCUUAAUAUGGUUGACCGGUUUAAGUCUACAUCACCAAAGACGGAUGCCAUUGACCUCUCUUUCAACAACCCUAGCAUACGUAGAGGCUUUAUGAAACACGCAGGAUCUCUUGUCGCCAAACUCGCUGGAAGCUCGAGCGACAUCGACUCCCAGGUAUAUAAUGAACUGAACACGGCAUACUCAACGGACUGGGCGGUAGUUCUCUCGUGGGUUCUAGACCGCAUGUUCCUGUCCAACAUUCCCGCCCAAUACUUGAUUGCGGAUCCAUCGUAUCUACCCCCGGAAAGUUUUAGGUUUUUCCACAUCGACGCUAAUUGGAUCGAUGCUUUAAUCGACGGCGCUUUGAGCACUGGGAACCAGCUUAAUGAAGAUGAAGAUGUAAUCAGGAUAUAUAUCAAAACAGCAAUUAACAGCUACAUAACUGACGACAUAAAAGAUUUGGGAAGACCACCGCAAAUACCUUCGUUUGGAUUUUUUAUGCGAUCCGAUAUCGUUAGUCAAUUCCCUGAUCUAAAGGUAACAGCAAAAUUCGAAAAUUCCGAUGAUAACAGAGUAAACAUACUACGCCACGAGAAUAUCAAUAAUGGCGUAAUGCUAUGCUUGUUCGACAGAUCGCCCGUGGAUGACAGUAGAGGAUGCCUCAAGAGUCUUAAAUUCACACAGCCGCCACAUCAACAGUCUUUCGCAAGUUCCACGACCCUGGGCGAAACAUCAAUAAUGAUAUCUUACCGCAAAAUGUAUAGCGAAUACGAGGCAGAUGAACCGCUGGGAGAACUCCAAUCGCCAGCGAUUUGGCACAAUCCUCCAUCACCUGGGGACCCGCCCAACCCUGUUUUUGUAUGGGGCCAAUCGGGCGAAAUCCGUACUUUGAUACCUCGCUCGCUGGCUCAAAGUGUCUAUGAUGCCCUCGUUGCGAAAAUGAAAUCCCAGGAUGGAACAGAAUUAUUCACGGAAACGAAGCCCACAUCUGCAAUGAUGGGCGUUCACUUGAAUAGUUCGACUUAUAUCCUCAACGUCGGCUAUGGUGUCGUUGCGGCUACACCUUAUGACACCAAGGGGGACGCAAGUACUACCAUCCAAGAUAGAACCUUGAUGACUUUCAUGCCGCCGACAUCUGAAUCUGCGAAAGACCCUCCUAAAGAGAGCAAUCCCGCGGCGAACCCCAAAUCCAACACGCAAGUCGUUCCAACUCCAACCCCAGAAAAUCGAGGAGCGGUCAGAAACAAAAGCAUGCCACCUCCGCCAAAUUUCCACCCACUGAUCCCUCUGAAACAAAAAGACCAAAAAUCACUAAAUGACUCCAUCGACAAUUUUCAACCGAUGCCGCCCGCCGAUGCCGGGCAGACAAUCUCUCAACCGCCUUCAUACCUCUUCGAUGUCUACACUGUCACAGAUUUGACCACAAAAAAGGACAAGAUCAAAGCGGGCGAUUUAAUUUCUACCGUGCCCAUGAACACUGGCCUUUACCAUGACUUAGUAUUCCGCGUCACGCUAGCCACAAAGAAUCUACAUGCCGAUUACAGGAUCAAAGAGUUCCGCGUGAUAAUUCAGCAGGGAGACGUUUCUGACAGCGCAAAAGGAACCUACCUAACGAAAGACUACAAAGGUCCGGGGCCAGUCAUGCUGAAUAAUCUAAGAUUCAACGUGCUCGCUGAAUACACAACACAAGGCGAUAUGGUAUUGAGAGUGGUGCCUAGAAGCAUGGACCCCACCGGUGUUCCAUUUGGAAACGUCGCCAACGCCACGUUCAUUUUGGGAUUGGUAAACGUCAAUUCAUAUGAUACGGAUAAGACCUGCGUCGUCUCUUUCCGAAUCAACGUCUGGUCUUCAGAGGGGGAUACAUGGUAUGGGACAAAUUUGCCAGUUGCUAUGAAUAGUGCGCCACCAGCAACAGUCAAGAGCAAAUGA